Messenger RNA from Cetraspora pellucida, 1824 nucleotides. The record is from the annotation of a GenBank genome assembly. NCBI's taxonomy places the organism in Eukaryota, Fungi, Glomeromycota, Glomeromycetes, Diversisporales, Gigasporaceae.
AUGACUGAGGCCGAACCACCCAUAAAUCCUGUGUCAAAUGGAAACGAAUUUACCUCAACAGACAUAGAAAGGUUAUAUUCUAGAAUUCAAGCUGUUAUUCAACCUCCAAAAUCUUCGAUAUCUCCACGUCAAGUAACUCCUUUCGACAACAUGAGUCCCGUGCGAAGUCAAUCUCCGGAACCAUUUAACGACGAAGCUGAAGAAAAAAUAGAACCGCAACUUCCAGAGGUAUCUGACGCUAUUUUUGUCGAAGCUACAAAUCAAAAAGAGAAUGAACGUGAUGGCACUGAAGGUAAUUCAAUAGACUGCCAUUGUCAAAGCAUCAAGGUGACAUCGGGGACCGCAAUUUGCAGUGACUGUGGCAGAAAUAUACCAAUAUUGGCACAUUUGAAUAGAGAACGAUUGCAAAGUAUUGAUGAUUUAGAGGUUGCCAAUAAUAGAAUAAAGGAAGAAUUUGAUAAAGCGGAGCGACAGAAUGAUGAAAUUCAUAAUUUACAAAAAAGAAUUAUAGAAUUGGAAGAUAAAAUUGAUCUAAAAACCGAUGAACUAAACUCUAAAACUAAAGAAUUAAAUUCUAAAACUGAAGAAUUAAAUUUCAAAAGUGAAGAAUUAAAUUCUUUAAAAGAGGACAUGGCUUCUCUAAAUGACAAAUAUGUAGAUGAAAUUGAAAAAGUCGCAGAAUUACAACAUUCCAAAGACAUGGUAGAGAAUGAGUUGGAAGAUUUAACUCAAAAACUUUUUGAAAGAGCCAACGAAUUAGUGGCAUCUGAAGCAAAACAGCGGCAUGAAUUACAACUCCAACAUAAUAUUUUGAAGAAACAAUUAGAAGAGACACAAGGACGUCUAACAGCAGAAAGUUCUCAACUAAUGGAAUUAAGAGAAAAGAUGGAGCAAAUGGUCCAACAGCAGUCACAAAUGACAGAAAGCGAAAGAUUGAGCUUCAGUGAUCCUUUAUUUAGAGCUAGCAUUGAUUUUGCUGAACUUUUUGGGCUUCGUGAAAAAUCACCUGAAGCGGCAGCAACUUUACCCGGCCCAACAGGUGUAGAUGGUAUUGGAAUUGACGCUGAUCUAAUAGCGGAGUUUAAAGAUUUUGUUGAACAAAGUUCAACCGUACGACUUCAAAAAAUUCAUACUAUCCCUUUCAUGCGUCAUUGCCUGGAAGAAGAUGUUACACCUUGCAUGAGAUUCGGUAAUAAUCCACGUGUAUUUUCAAGUAAAAUAGUUGAAGCCAUCGUUGCCAAUACAUGCUUCAUAGAGGAAGCACCUCCAGGUGCUGAUCGAGAGCAAGCUCUUAACCCAAAUUCUCCAAUCCGCGCCAGCGCGGCAAGACCAAUGUUAUGGGAUCGUGCAUUUGGAAAUUCAUCUGCAACAAGAAUUGGUUGCCAAUGUUGCGGUCGAGCGGGUCCAUUAGCUUUUAGAUACAGAAUAACUAAUUUGGAUGAUUGGUCACUUAUUGAUCGUUAUUGUCGUGAUCGUAUGGUUGCUGUAUGCGAAUUUUACGUCUUUACACGUAAUGUUCGUCAGGGAUUAUAUAAUAAUCGUUCUAUUUCGGACCUUUAUGCUGAAUGCUUAAGGUUAAGAUUGCAAAUGUUUUAUGCGAGACUUGGUGCUUUGCCAUCAAUGCUCAGCUCACUUGGAAUAAAGGGCACGGAGUUGGCAUCUGCAAAGAAACCAACAUAUAUACUACCAGAAAUGGAAGAAAGUCCAGUGUUGGUUGUUAGUGAUGAUGCUUCUGGAACCUUAUAUAACGAUCAGAAAGAUUUUGUAUCGGUGUCUCCACCUCCAAGAGAAUCGCCACCACCGGACACCAGUGAUAACAAAUGA